GCCGUGGUGGUCUACCGCCUUAUCAACGUAACAACAUAACAUUAUCAGUAGUUCUGCUACCCGUGUUUGUGUUUCGUUCAUAAUCGCCUCUCGCCUUGCGGCCAGUAUCUCGUAGCCCGUCUUCAAUUGUUCGUGCUAUUGUCGUUAAACCCGUCGUCGCGACCCUUCACGAUUUAGUGGUUGUACAGUUGUUUGUCGGCGAACAACUGUGGCCAAAUGUGUACCGGACCGAAACGUUAAGCCCCGUAUCGCUGUUGUGCGAGGGUGGCGCCCGAUAUUCUUAGUGCACAGAACGUUUAUUAUUUUACAAUGUAUCCGUUAUAAAACCAUCAAUAUAGGUAUGUAAUCCCGAAAACCGUAUAUUACCCAUAUUAUAAUAUAUAUAUGCUAUUAUACCUAUACUAGUCAAUCUAAAAUUGUGUGGUUGUUGAUAUUUACAGAAAAAUGCAUUCGCUAUGCGGUCACUUCAGUCUCAUUCAAGACGGCUGCGGGGCAAUUUCUUCAGCCAAAAGUACCGUAGAUUCUGUACCUGUAUUCACCAAAAAACCGACAAAUACUCAAAAUCGGAUUAUCACCGACGAUGAAUCAAAGAAUUUUGACAUUGUAAAAGCUUCUCAGUAUGGAUUAUUGAACAGGUGUAUUGAAAUAAUUGAAAGCGGUUAUGACAUCAACACAUCAGAUUCUCACAAUAUUAGUUUGUUACAUUGGGCUGCGAUUAACAAUAAAACAGAAUUAAUCAAGUAUUUCAUAUCAAAAGGUGCGGUUGUAGACGCCGUCGGAGGUGAUUUACGAGCUACCCCAUUGCAUUGGGCCACUAGACAAGGCCAUUUAUCUGCAGUGGUCCUUUUAAUGAAUAAUGGAGCUGACCCAUGUUUUUUCGAUAUUGAAGGUCACACUUGUUUGCAUAUUGCAGCACAGUUUGGUUUCACAGCAAUUGUAGCAUAUAUGAUUGCAAAAGGUGUAGAUGUCAAUUCACGGGAUAAAGAUGGAAUGACUGCUCUCAUGUGGAGUUCGUAUAAAUCGUUAAAUCUUCAUCCAACAAAACUUUUAAUAUCUCUUGGUGCUUCUAUGUCUGUACAAGAUGAUGUACAUAGGAAUACUCCACUUCAUUGGGCUCUGAUUAGUCGCAAUCCGACUUCUAUCAGUUUACUUGUUAACAAAGGUUCACCAUUGACUAUUAAAAACUCAAAAGGGUGUACAGCUUUAACUUUAAUCAACGAGUCAAGAUCAGAAAUUUGGAUAGGAUUAAACACAUUAAAAAUUGUGGAUGAUAAAAUUAAACCAAAGAAUGUUUUAUUCAAAUUCAAUGAACAACUGUUAUCCGUUAUAAUUGUUUCAGUAGUAUUUUAUGCGAUUGGUUCCAUAUUGGAUUCACACAUGAUGUAUACAGCAAAAUUGCUUUGUAUGCUUAUUGGUUACAUAAUUAUGUAUAAAUUAAAUCACACUUAUAUAUCGGUAUCAAAUACACUGCCUGUUUCAAUAUAUUUUGCUACAAAAUUUUGGAUGUAUAUCACCUGGGUUUUUUGGUUACUACCUGUUGUAAGUUUCUGGUGUUCGAUUGGGUUUUUUGUCAUUACGUCCUUGCUGUGGUACAAUUUUAUGUUCAGUUGGAAUGGAAAUCCAGGUUAUGUACCAAACAAUAAAACUGAUCAAUAUGCUGCUAUCAUCGAACUGGCCGAGAGUUUUGGAUUUAGUUCAGAUGUGUUUUGUAGCACAUGUCUUAUUAAAAAGCCAAUCAGAUCAAAACAUUGUAACAUUUGUAAUAGGUAAGUGUUGUAAGUUAAUUUCUUUUACAAACAACUUGAUUAUAUUUUGUGUAUUUUUAUAGAUGCGUAGCAAAAUUUGACCAUCACUGUCCUUGGGUAAAUAAUUGCAUUGGUGCUUCAAAUCAUCGUCACUUUGUGGGUUAUCUUAUAACUCUGCUCAUAGCAUGUGGUUUUAUAAUUUAUGGAAGUAUAAAGUAUCUAAGUAUGGCAUACAAAUAUAAUGGACAAAUAUAUUAUUACAAUAUGAUAGAUAUUGUCUGGGAAGUUCUUAGAUUAGAUUCAUGGGUCAGUUGGAUUAUGAUCAAUGCUAUAUUACAUUUAAUAUGGGUAUCAAUGCUGUUAGGAUGUCAAAGCUAUCAAAUUAUCUGGCUCGGCAUGACUACUAAUGAACGUAUUAAUGCUGCACGAUAUGAACACUUUAUUCAACAUGGGAAUAGUUAUAAGAGUCCUUAUAAUCGAGGUAAGAGUCAAAAUUUGAUUGAUUUUGUACAGUGCCAUUGUCUUCAUUCAAAGAUUUUAAAUGAAAAAGUAUGGUUUAAAUAUAGUGAUUUUGAUGUGUUUAUUGAAAAAGAGUUGAAUUCAUAUAUAAAACAUGAUCUGGAAUAUGUUUAAAUGUUUUAAUUCAUUUUUCAAUCAGCAAUAAUUUUCAUGUUACUAAUUAUUAAUAUUAAUAAUUAUAAUUAUUCAUAUUGUUAUUAAGUUUUCAUUGUAUUACAUAUAUAUAUGUUUUUUUUUCUAAUGUGAUUUUAUCUUUUCUCUACAAUUAUUAAUAUUAUGAUACCUGUAUAAUUUUGUAAGUUACUAACUAGUAGUAAUUCAGUUAAAUUGUGUAAGAGAACUGAUUAAAUUUAAAAAUGCAUACUUACAUUAUACUUUAUUUCACUAAUAAUAUAACUCUGAUUAUAUUUAUAUUUAUAAGAGAUAUAAUAUUAAUAUUUGUAUACUAGUGUACUAGUAUUAGUAUUUAAUUAUUGUUUUAUGUUAUGGCAUUUUGUUAGCUGUUGUAAAUGAGAAAUAUUGGACUUAAUAGAAAAUCAUGGUUUUUUAUUUCUAUUCUUAACAACUAAUAAUUUAAGUGCUUAAUAAAAUUCACAAAUAUUAUAUUUUAUGUGCAUAAAAAAAGAUUAAAUUUAUAGAUUUUAUUUUGAAUAGUAUUUUAUGUAAAACAUCCUGUAUUUUUAGUAUUUUAAGAUUUUUCCAUUAGGUACCUGUAUUGUGUAUGAUAAAUUAGAUAUUUAUAACAAGAUAUGAUGGAGUCAUUUAUAUGAGAAAUGGAAAAAAUGAUUGAACAAAUUAGGUUGAUUAGGAUUAUAAAUACCUUAUGUACAUUUAUAUGUAUUAUAUAAAUUAAUGUUAGUUGUAUCAAUAAAAUGUUAUAUUCUAUAACAGUGUAGUAAGAUUUUAGUGGAGGUUUGUUCAUGUGGAGACUUGAAAAAUUUUUUUUGUUCUGUUAUGUAUCAUUAUAUGCUACAGUGUUUAUAAUCAAUAUUAUCAAAUACAAAGUGCAGGAUUUUAGAAUGCCA
Molecule: messenger RNA, 3289 nt
Organism: Cinara cedri
Lineage: Eukaryota; Metazoa; Arthropoda; Insecta; Hemiptera; Aphididae
Source: the annotation of a GenBank genome assembly